AUGGAAAAACUGGAGAUGAGUAUUCGUGAACCGUACAGUGUUAGUAAAGAUUCAUUAGUAUUUCUGGAUCCUGAUUUGGUGCGUGGAAACACACAAGAAACAGAUUUUGGCUUUGAUGAUUUAACCUUACCAACUCAGAAUCUAUCUGAUAAUGCAGCCACACCCACGCAUAACCAGAGUUCUGUAUUUCCGGGAACAGAAAGUCGCGAUGGGGACGGAACAACGAGAAUGCAACGUGGAUUAACAGAUUUACCGUUUGAAGAUGAAGAAGAAGGCUACUGUGAAAAAGAUUUACCAAAACAUGCUUGCGCAUAUUGUGGAAUAAGUGAUCCAGCUGCUGUUGUAAUGUGUAAUCAGACAAAAAAAUGGUUUUGUAAUGGCCGUGGAAAUACAUCUGGAAGUCAUAUCAUCAAUCACUUGGUAAGAGCUAAAUGUAAAGAGGUAACGUUACAUAAAGAUGGACCAUUGGGUGAAACAAUUUUGGAAUGUUACAAUUGUGGAUGUCGAAAUACAUUUUUACUUGGAUUUAUACCAGCUAAAGCUGAUAGUGUCGUGGUUUUGUUAUGCCGUCAACCUUGUGCAAGUCAAAGUGCUUUGAAGGAUAUGAAUUGGGAUCCAUCACAAUGGCAACCACUUAUACAAGAUCGUUCGUUUUUAACAUGGCUCGUUAAGAUUCCGUCCGAACAAGAACAAUUACGAGCUAGACAAAUAACAGCCCAAAUGAUUAACCGUCUCGAGGAAUUAUGGAAAGAAAAUCCUGAUGCAACCAUUGGUGAUUUAGAAAAACCGGGCAUCGAUGAAGAGCCACAACAAGUAUUAUUGAGAUAUGAAGAUGCAUACCAGUACCAAAAUAUAUUUGGACCAUUGGUUAAAAUGGAAGCGGACGAUGAUCGAAAACUGAAAGAAUCUCAAACUCAAGAUAAUGUCAAUGUAAGAUGGGAUAUGGGUUUGAAUAAAAAACGUCUGGCUUACUUUUGUCUACCAAAAGCGAAUGAGGAGAUGCGCUUAAUGCCCGGUGACGAACUUCGUUUACGUUAUGUCGGUGAUCCACAAAAGCCAUGGUCUGGUGUCGGUCAUGUCGUCAAAGUCCCCAAUAAUUAUGGAGAAGAAGUCGGUAUUGAACUGAAAAUAACGCAAGGUGCACCAGUUGAAUACAUAACCAAUUUUGUUGUCGAAUUUGUGUGGAAAUCAACAUCGUUUGACAGAAUGCAAGCUGCAUUAAAAACAUUUGCUGUUGACGAAAAUAGUGUGUCAGCCUAUUUAUACCAUCGUCUACUUGGUCAUGAGGGUGAUGAUUUAGUGAUGAAAGUGACAUUACCAAAACGGUUUUCAGCGCCUGGUCUACCGGAAUUGAAUCAUUCACAAGUGUAUGCUGUUAAAACUGUAUUACAACGACCACUUAGUCUUAUUCAAGGUCCACCUGGAACAGGAAAAACUGUAACAUCUGCUACGAUUGUUUACCAUCUUGCCAAACAAAAUCAUGGUCAAGUACUGGUUUGUGCACCGUCGAAUAUCGCAGUUGAUCAGUUGACAGAAAAAAUUCAUAAAACUGGUUUGAAAGUUGUUCGUUUAUGUGCUAAAUCUCGAGAAGCACUUGAUUCUCCUGUUUCAUUUUUGGCAUUACAUAAUCAAGUUCGAAAUCUGGAAAGUGAGCCAGAAUUGAAAAAACUUCAACAAUUGAAAGAUGAAACUGGUGAAUUAUCAUCAUCAGAUGAAAAACGUUAUCGUACAUUAAAACGCAAAUGUGAAAGUGAUCUGUUGAAAAAUGCAGACGUUAUUUGUUGUACUUGUGUUGGCUCUGGUGAUCCUCGUCUAUCGCGUGGUUACCAAUUUCGUUGUAUACUAAUUGAUGAAUCAACACAAGCUACCGAACCAGAAUGUAUGGUACCGGUUGUACUUGGAGCAAGACAACUGAUAUUAGUUGGCGAUCAUUGUCAAUUGGGACCUGUGGUUAUGUGUAAAAAAGCGGCACGAGCUGGUCUAAGUCAGUCGUUAUUCGAACGUUUGGUUGUUUUGGGUAUUCGGCCUAUACGUUUGCAAGUACAGUAUCGAAUGCAUCCAUGUUUGUCUGCGUUUCCAUCAAAUAUCUUUUAUGAAGGCUCAUUACAGAAUGGUGUAACGGCAGCUGAACGUACAAUAGCCACGUUAGAUUUUCCUUGGUCACAAUCGGAUAAACCUAUGUUUUUCUAUUGUUCAUUGGGUCAAGAAGAAAUAUCAAGUAGCGGAACAUCAUAUUUAAAUCGACAAGAAGCUGGUAUGGUUGAAAAAAUUGCAACACGUUUAUUAAAAGCCGGUAUUAAACCUGACCAAGUUGGAAUAAUCACACCUUAUGAAGGUCAACGGGCAUUUAUCGUUCAACAUAUGCAGUAUAGCGGAUCGCUAAAUGAAAAAUUAUAUCAAGAUAUUGAAGUAGCCAGUGUUGAUGCAUUCCAAGGCAGAGAAAAAGAUUUCAUUAUUUUGUCGUGUGUUCGAGCCAAUGAACAUCAAGGCAUCGGUUUUCUCAACGAUCCAAGACGUCUCAAUGUUGCAUUGACACGUGCCAAAUAUGGCGUUAUUGUGGUUGGCAAUCCCAGAGUACUUUCUCGUCAACCAUUAUGGAAUCAUUUAUUAACAUAUUACAAAGAACAACAUGUGCUUGUCGAAGGGCCAUUGAAUAAUUUAAAAGAAAGCUGUAUUCAAUUUUCGAAACCAAAAAAAUUAGUGAAUCCUACAAAUCCUGGCGGUCGAUUUAUGUCAAAUGUAAUGUUUUCAGCGAAAGAAGCAAUGAUACCUGGUAGUGUUUACGACCGCAGUGGCACAACAGAUAAACGUCAAUUAUUUGGUCCAUAUUAUGCAAAUCAAUUUGGUUUAACAAUGCGAGCUCAUGAUCCUUUAAAUUACAUUGAUCCAAUGGCUCGAACAACAAAUGGAAAUGGUCUAAAUUUACCUUUACCACCACAAAUGAUGCUACCAUCGACAUUAUCAAUGCCUUACAUGAAUGGUUCAUUUAAUCAAAUGAUGAACGGUCGUCAAGUUGGAGGAGGACUAGCGCAAACAGCAGCUGCACAAGCACAACUUACGGCGAAAGGAGCAAAAGGUCGCACUAAAAAUCCACUAAAGCCGCCACGAUUUUCAAAAAAUUUACCAUUUAGUGGCACCACACAAUCACAGGAUGGAACAGCAUUGACUCAAGGUGGAACAAUCAGUCAGCCAUAUCCUAUUUCACAAAGUGGUCUCAUGUCGCAGCCACCGUACGGUUUAUCUCAACAAGACUUUUCUCAAUCUGAUCUAUACGAUAAUUAUCAAUCCCAAGGCGGUGAUCAUCAAUUAUUAUCACAAGAUUCAACAUAUGCUGACCAAACGUUAUUUUUGAAUUCUCAUGGCGCAAGUGGUUUUUCACAUUUUUGA
Messenger RNA from Didymodactylos carnosus, 3387 nucleotides. NCBI's taxonomy places the organism in Eukaryota, Metazoa, Rotifera, Eurotatoria, Philodinida, Philodinidae. The record is from the annotation of a GenBank genome assembly.